Cladocopium goreaui is the source of this 1062-nucleotide messenger RNA. The record is from the annotation of a GenBank genome assembly. Lineage: Eukaryota; Dinophyceae; Suessiales; Symbiodiniaceae.
AUGGAAGACCAGCCUAAGACUGGCAAGUGUGUUCAGGCGCAAGUUUGGCCAAAACUCAAGGAGUUGAUGAGAUCUCUUGAAGCCGUGCGAAAGCGUUGGGCCAAUUUGACCGCCAGAAGCCGUGGUCAGACAGGACAGACCAGACAUGACCAGACAGAGCAACAAAGGAUCACGGUCCAACGGUCCACGGAUGACGUUGAAGACGUCGAGUUUCAGCUGGAACUCCCCUCAAGCACCGUUCUGCACCGUUGCGCCUUCCCGCUGUUGCGCCUUGGCAAUGCCCGUGAAAAGCUGGAAGAUGCCAAGGGCAUUGCUGUCAUCUCGUUCAACAAGGAGCCGGUGAACAGUAUGAAUCUGGACUUCUGGAAAGCCUUGAAAUCCACCUUUGAGGCAGCUGAGGCGGACAAGACGAUCCGCGGCGUGGUCUUCCAGUCGACCCUGAAGAAGAACAUCUUCACUGCAGGCCUCGACAUCAAUGAGUUGUACGCGCCAUCCACCAGCGAGGAGAGGUUGAAGGACUUCUGGACCACCUUGACUCAGACCCUCACCAGCAUCUACCGGAGCCGCUUGGCGACCGUAGCGGCCAUCAACGGCGCCUGCCCGGCCGGCGGCUGUGCGCUGGCCAUGUGCUGUGAUUGGCGUAUAAUCACCUGGGAAGGCUCCAUGGGGUUGAACGAGGUGGCGCUUGGCAUCCCGGUCCCAAGAAAUUGGUGCGAGUUAAUGAUGAAGAUCACGGGUCAACACCCUGCGGAGGAUCUGCUGCUCUCUGCCUCCAUGCCACAGUCCACGGACCUCCGGCAGAUCGGAUUGGUGGACGACAUCGUGGAGAAGCCCGAGGAGCUUCUGCCCAUGGCCCUGGAGCGGCUGAAGAAGUGGCUGAAGUUUCCUCCUCAGGGAUUUUCCAUCACCAAGAGGCACUUGAGAGAUGAGUUCGCCAAGCGCUGGGUGGGCGGCAUCAAGGAGGAGGCGGAAGAGGUGUGGCGCGCGGUCAGCGACCCACGGAGCGUCAAAGCGCUGGACGUGGUUAUCAAGAGGCUUCAUGGGGCGCACGCCAAGCUUUGA